Molecule: messenger RNA, 5549 nt
Organism: Xenopus tropicalis (tropical clawed frog)
Lineage: Eukaryota; Metazoa; Chordata; Amphibia; Anura; Pipidae
Product: protein kinase C delta type
Exons: 9
Coding region: 1-1275 (424 amino acids)
Molecular function (GO): protein serine/threonine kinase activity; transferase activity; nucleotide binding
Source: RefSeq, a predicted model, not a curated record
AUGAGUCCGUGUGGGGAGAAGCCCCCUGAAGAUGGGACCAUUAAAAGGAAAAGGACUGAAGAACCAACAGAGAAGAUAAAGGAUAGCCAAGAAGAAGAAAGAAAAAGCCUCUCAGAUGAGACCAGCAAACCUGAGAGCAAGAAGAGGAAGAAGGAUGAAGAAGAAAAAAAUAAAAAGAAAUCCAGCUCAGAAGAAUUUCUUCAAAGCAGCAGUUAUGGAAGGAGUAAGGAGCAGGAAGACAACAAGGAGAAGAAAAGGAGCCGAGAAGAUCUGUUAGAAGGCAAGGAAGAAAUCCCGUGUGGAAGUGAGAAGGCCACCCCCCUGGACAUACAAAGUUACACGUUCCAUCGAAAGCUAGGAGAAGGCACCGGUGGAAAGGUGAUGUUGGCAUCAUUUGCACCAAAAAAACAACUCGUGGCAAUAAAGAUAGUCCAGAAAAAACCAAACAGGUGCAACUAUCCGUGGAUCAUGAUGGAGGCCCAGCUCUUGAAGUUUGCCAGAGAAUGCCCCUUCCUGUGUCACUCACAUGCCACAUUCCAGUCCAAGGCUCAAGCCUUCUUCGUGCUGGAGUAUGCCGGUGGGGGUACGCUGUACAGGAUGAUUUCCCGUCAAAAAACAUUACCGACGAAGAGCAUCCAGUUCUACUCUGCAGAGAUGGUGGUUGCGCUACAGUUUCUGCACUACAAUGGCAUCAUCCAUCGUGAUCUCAAGCCUGACAACAUCUUGGUGGAUAACGACGGACACAUCAAGAUCUGCGACUUCGGCAUCGCUGCUGUAGGAAUGUUCGCCGGAUGGAAGAUCAGGGGAUUGGCCGGAACACCUGGAUACCGUGCGCCAGAGAUGUUGUCAUUGGAGGCGUAUGACGCUGCAGUGGACUGGUGGUCGCUCGGUGUCAUCAUGUAUGAAAUGGCCACUGGCAGGCUGCCAUUUGUCCCAUCGCUUGAUCCUGCUAGGGAGUUUGUUGAUAUGAAACAGACGAAGGUUGAUUAUCCAAGUCACAUGAGCCAGGAAAUGCUGGACCUUCUGCCAAAGCUUCUGGAGAUGGACAAUAACAACCGUUUAGGACUAAAUGGGAACAUCAGGGAACAUCAAUUCUAUGCUGGAAUCAACUGGAGUGAGGUGGAAAGGAGAACAACUCGGACACCUUUCAAGCCCAAAAUUCCACCAGCAGAUAAAUUAAAAGAAAUUAAACCGGGAUUCUGCACCGAGACCUCCGAGGAAAAUAAGCUAGAAGACUUCUCCAAUGUGGAUUCCAACUGGAAUUGGCAGGAGUAAAGCAUUUUCUGUGCUCAUGGGGACUAACAGCAAACUCCCUGUGCAACAAGUGAUCAGGGCAACAUACCAUCCAUGGCAAAUUCCAUCUGUGGACAUCAGAUCUGCCAUCAGCUGCAAGUGUUUGCCUGUAUAGCCAACUACAUCAGCACCACACGGGAUCCUAGACAGAAAGAAGAGGCAACUUGAAGAAGAAGACAUCGUGGGAGGCCAGAAGAGCUGCGAGCUGGAUUCUCUAAAUGGAUUUUGGACAAAGUCCCACAGACCCUUGGAUAAGGGUCAACAUCUAUACUGAACAUACAGUGCACUUAUGGUAAGGCAGUGCACUGUUAAUUAACAGCGUUCAGUAUUUUUCAAUUUAUUUAUAUAGGGUAAGGUAAGUUGGGGUAAGUAUUCUAAGGUAAGAAUCUUUCUUUUCUAUCUCCUCUCCCAUUCUGUUACCAUAGAUAGGAUAAGUUAUAUUGUAGGAUUAUUUCUUAUCUUCUCUCCAAUUCUUAUUUUCUUCUCUAAUUCUUUCUCUAACCUUCCUUUUCACCUUUAAUAUAAGUUAAGUAAAAAAAAAAAUUAAAAAAAAAUAUAGAUAGCAUAAGUUAUAUAAUUAGGAUUAUUUCUUAUCUUCUCUCCAGUUCUUAUUUUCUUCUCUGAUUCUUUUGUCUAACCUUCCUUUUUUUUUUAACUCAAGUUUUUUUAUUGAGUAUUUGUGCAAAGUUACAUUUUAUUGCAGAUUCAACAAAAUAUCAGUUGUUACAUACAUAACAGUAAAACAAAGGAAAUAAUUGUACAGGUUUUGGAAGGUUUUGAUUACUCUUUUGGUAGGUAAACCUAGGUGGUGUGGUAUUUUGCUAGAAAUAGGUGUGUUGUAAUACUUAGUGGGCUGUUAUAAAUUUGCUGUUGCUUGGUCUUUGUGCCAGGGAUCCCAAAUUAAGGCUAACUUAUCUUUGCGGUCUUGUGUAUCAGCUGUCAUUUUUUCCAUUACUGCUCUGAGAUUGACUUGUUGGAUUAGGUGUUGUAAAUUCGGGGUGGAAGGUUGUUUCCACACUUUUGCAAUAAGAGAGAACGCUGUGUUGAAGAUAUGGAAUAAAAGUUUUUUAUUUGGUGGUAGUAUGUCUGGAGGGUAUAGUUGCAGUAGUGCGGUUGUACAGGUAGGUUCCAUCCCAGUUUAUUUUUGAUUAGGUUGAAAACUUCUGUCCAGAAGGGUUUUGCUGAUGGACACUGCCAGCACAUAUGCAGGAAUGUUCCUUGUUGUCCACAUUAUCUCCAACAUAAUGAUGAGUAUUGUGGAUUUAUUUUACUUAUCUUUUUAGGUGUUAAGUACCACCUGUGUGUGAUUUUUGUGUGGACUUCUAUAUGGUUGGUGCAGUUGGUAGUUACUUUAUGCGCUGAUAAUAUUUGCUGCCAUUGUUCUGUGGUAAACUGAAGUUGCAGCUCGUUUUCCCAUCUUUGCAUGUAUGGGAAUUUGUGUCCUUCCGGUAAUUGUAGUUGUUGUUUGUAGCAUUGUGACAAAGUUGCUUUUCCAUUCCAUUCCUUAUUACAUUUUCUUUUGCAGGUUUUGUAGUCCUUAGAGGUGGUUCUGAGGAAGUGGAGCAGUUGUAAAUGGGUGUACCUUUGGUUUUGUGUUAGGUUAUAUUUUUCCAUUAGGUCCUCAAAUUUUUGCAGUUCAUUUAUGGAAUAUAGGUGGCGUAUUGUAGUUAUCCCUUUUGUAAUCCAUUCUUGUAGGUUUAUGUUUGGUAUCAUAUACUUUAAGUGGCAUUAUUGUUGAUGGAAAUAUAUUGAAGUUGUGCUUUUUUGCCAGUUUGUCCCAUGUUUUUAUUGAUAGUUUUGUGGUAGGCAGUAGCUUUGGUGUUAACGGUCUGGAUCUUUUAGGGAGCCAGAAAAGUUGGAUUAAGUUCCCAUCUGGGGCUAGACUUGUUUCGUGAUCCACCCAUUUCUUGUUUCCUAGGGGGGAGUGUAGUCUUAUUACUGUUUCAAGGAUUGCCGCCAAAUAGUAUGCCUUAAUGUUUGGGAUCCCCAAGCCGCCAAGCUGUCUAGAGAAUUGUGAACAGGCAAAAGCUAUUCUCGGAGGCUUGUUUUGCCAUAUAAAUUUAUUAACAAUACGUUGUAAAGCCUCUAGGUAUUGAGGGGGUAGUGCUAUAUGGAGGGUUCUAAACAGAUAUAAAACCUUGGGCAGGAUGUUCAUUUUGAUUGAUAUAAUUCUACCUAACCAUGAUAUAGGUGCCUUUUUCCAUUUGGUGCAUUCUUUUUCUAUCAUUUUCAGUAGUGGCUGAUAGUUUAAUCGGUAUAUGGUCUCAGGGUCUUUAGGCAGUUUUAUACCUAAAUAGGUAAUAUAGGAUUCUUUCCAUUCAAAUUUAAAGUUGCCUCUUAGUUGGUGUAAGCUGUGUCCAUAAUGUUUUGAAAUAGUGUGAGUAAGUGUGGACAUAGCUGUUUUGUAAAGAUUUUGUAGUAGUUAUUAGUGAAUCCGUCCGGGCCUGGGGCUUUUCCACUUUUCAGCUUUUUAAUGACUAGCUUUAUUUCUUCCUCAGUUAUUGGUUGUUGUAGCAUAUCUAUCUGUAUUUGGGAGGGGUGGGGGAGCUGUAAUUUUUUUAGAUAUUCUUUAAUAUGGUCUACUGUCGGUUUAGGGGUUUCAUUGUUUGAAGCUAGGUUAUAUAGCGUGGAGUAGUAUUUGGCAAAUUCAUUGGCUAUUUGUUUGGGGUCUGUAAUUUUCCCUUGAGGUGUGGAGAUGUAUUGUACUCGUGUCUGUGCUUGUGUUUCCUUUAGUUGGGCUGCAAGUAAUUUGUCCGCUUUGUUUCCCUUGGUGUAGAAUAGAUGCUUAAGCCUUCUAAGUCUGUAUGCCGUCUUAGCUGCUAUGUUCUCGUUUAACUUAAGUCUUGUUUAAGUUAUUUCUUUUAAUAUUUGCCUAUUAUGGUUUUGUUGGAGUUGUUGCUCCAGCGCCCUUAAUUUAAUUUCUAGUUGUGUUUGGGUUUCUGUUCUGGUUUUUUUCAAGUGUUUUGGCUAGUGUUAUUAGUUCGCCUCUAAGAACUGCCUUGUGUGCUAACCAGACUAUUUGGGGUUUACUAUCUUCCGUUAUGUUAUGUGUAAAGUAUUGUUGGAUUGCUUGUUCGAUUUGGAGUUUGUGUUCUUCUUUAAGCAAUAAGCUUUUGUUUAGUCUCCAUGGGAGUUUUGUAUUAUUGUUAGGUGGGAUUUCUAUUCCUAUUGGGGCAUGAUCGGACCAGGUUCUCAAUCCUAUCCAGGUUUUUGUGAUUUGUGAGGCAGUUUGAGGGUCUGCAAGGAAAAGAUCAAUCCUGGUGUGGGUGUGAUAUCUUGGGGAAUAAUAAGUAUAGUCUCUAGCAGUGGGGUAUUGUGCUCUCCAGACAUCUAUCAGGCCGUGGGUGUGGAGUGUAUUUCUGAAUAUUUGUGAUUGUUUAAGUUGUGCCUUGGGUAUGGGGGUUCUCGACCCUUUAGAGACAUCUAUCUUUGGAUUAGGGGCUAUGUUGAAGUCCCCUGCAACUAUACAUUUCCCUUGUUUGUGGUAUAGUAGUUUUGAAAGCGUGGUAGAAAGAAAUUUGUUUUGGUUCUCAUUUGGUACAUAGAGGUUGAGUAGAGAGUAUGUUGUGUUACCUAUGUCGCCUAUUACCAUCAAAUAUCUGCCCAUAGUAUCCGCAUGCGUCUCUUUGAAUUUAAAUGGUAUUUUAGAGUUUAUCAGUAUUGAGACUCCUUUUGUUUUAUUGUUGGAGUUUGCAUGAUUAUUGUGGGGGAAGUAUCUGUUGUGAAAUUUUGGGGGAUUUUUUUUGCUAAAAUGGGUUUCUUGGCAAAAUAAUAUGUCUAUUUUUGCCUUAUAUGCGUCAUUAAUUAUUUGGUUGCGUUUGUUUGGGGAGUUCAGCCCUCUUGUGUUCAGUGAAUAUAAUGGGUCACAGACUUUUCGUGUUCCGGUUGUGGUGUUCCUUCACUUGUUGGAGGGAUAUCCCAUCUUGUUAGUAGUUUUUUGGCCUCUUGAACUGUAGUUAUGAUAGUAGGUGUCCCGUUGCGCUGUACUAUGAGUUUUACCGGGUAGCCCCAUCUGUACGGGAUGUUAUGGUGUCUCAGUAGUUUAGUGAUCUCGAGGAACGCUUUCCUUUUAAGCAGUGUAGCAGGAGAGAGAUCUGUGUAUAUUUCCAGUUUUUGGUAUUGUUCUGGCCAGUUCUCUUGCAGAAGCAAGUAAUCUUUCUUUGGUUUUGUAGAAUACAAAUCUGGCUAGGACAUCGCGUGGUACAUUGUCUGGGGCUGUUUUGGGCUUUGGGACCCUAUGAAUCUGUCUCUCCUAA